Molecule: messenger RNA, 1599 nt
Organism: Hansenula ciferrii
Lineage: Eukaryota; Fungi; Ascomycota; Saccharomycetes; Phaffomycetales; Wickerhamomycetaceae
Product: alpha-mannosyltransferase
Exons: 1
Coding region: 1-1599 (532 amino acids)
Biological process (GO): mannan biosynthetic process
Cellular component (GO): Golgi apparatus
Molecular function (GO): alpha-1,2-mannosyltransferase activity
Source: RefSeq, a predicted model, not a curated record
AUGAGAAUAUCACCAAAACAAUUAAGAACUGGGUUCAUCCUACUGGUGACUAUAACAAUCACUUCAGUAUUAAUGUUUCAUCAUUAUGAUGAUGUUUCUGAAAUUACUCAAGGUUUGAAUAAUACUUGGAAAGAUACAAAUUUUACUUCAAUAACUUCAAAUUUGAAAAUACCUAGUUCUAAAGAAUUCAAUGAUCAUCUUGAAGUUGUAGUAACUUCUGAUAAACCUGAACCACAAAUUAAAAUUUCAAAUAAACAUGAAUUAUUCACCACUGUUUAUGAUAUUAUAAAUCAACAUGACCCAAAAUUACCACAUUUUAAUAAAUUCAAAUCUGGUUCUAGGAUACCAACAUUAAGAGCUAAUAAAGAUAAACCAAUAUUCACAAAAGAGUUCUUAUCACAAUUCAUCACAAUAGAUGAUGAUCAAAUUCAACAUAUGCAAACAUUACAUUCUUCAAUAAUUACACAAUUUGGGAACUUAUCAACAACAAAAGAAGUAUACAAAGGAACAGGUAUUGUAUAUGUUGGUGGUGGUAGAUUUAAUUGGUUUGCACUUAUGUCAAUUAAAACUUUAAGAAAUUUAGGCUCUCAAUUACCUAUUGAAGUCCUUAUACCAAAUAUGGGAGAUUAUGAAGAAGAAUUUUGUACAAAGACCUUACCUUCAUUAAAUGCCGAAUGUAAUUAUUUACCAGAUUUAUUAGGUGAAGAUUUAAUAAAUUAUUUUAAAAUUGGUGGAUAUCAAUAUAAAUCAUUAGCUAUCUUGACAUCAAGUUUUGAAAAUAUGCUUUUAUUAGAUGCUGAUAAUUUACCAAUUAGUAUACCUGAUAGACUUUUCGAUUCUGAUGUUUUCCAUGAGAAAGGUUUGGUAUCAUGGCCAGAUUUUUGGAGAAGAUCAACAUCACCAAAUUUUUAUGAAAUUGCAGGUUUAAAAAUUCAAAACCUAACAAAAUCUGGUAACCCUGUUAAUGAAGAAACUUCAUUACAUCAAUUACAAAACACUUUAACAGAUCCAACUUCAGAAUCAGGUCAAUUAUUAAUAAACAAAACUCAACAUUUCCAAACAAUGUUAUUAUCAUUAUACUACAACAUUUUCGGUCCACAAUAUUUUUAUCCAUUAUUAUCACAAGGUGCCGUUGGAGAAGGUGAUAAAGAAACAUUUGUUGCUGCUGCCCUAGCAUCACAAUUAUCAUAUCAUCAAGUGGGGAGAUCUGUUCAUGCCAUAGGUCGUCAUAAAAAAGAUGGUCAUUUUGUAGGAGUAGCAAUGGGUCAAUUUGAUCCAGAGCAAGAUUAUGCAAAUCAUUUAAAUGGGAAAGAACUAAAAGGUCCUAAAAUGAUGUUUGUUCAUGCAAAUUAUUUUAAAUUACAUCCAGAGAUUUUGAGAAGGCAAAAUGCAUUAUUUGAAGGUUCUCAAAGGAUAAGAAUGUUUGGUCCAAUGAAGGGGUUUACUGGGUAUGAUUUUGAAUUGUUUCAAUUUAAAAAUAUGGAGUUUUUGAUUUGUGAAUUUGGGGUAAAGAUGAAUACUUUUAAGAAUGAAAAUAUUACACAAAUUUGUGAUGAAUUGGGUGAUCAUAUUCAAUUUUUGGAAAGAACUCAGGCAUGA